This is a messenger RNA of Daphnia carinata, 463 nucleotides long. RefSeq lists its product as uncharacterized. The record is from RefSeq and is a predicted model, not a curated record. The transcript has 2 exons. Lineage: Eukaryota; Metazoa; Arthropoda; Branchiopoda; Diplostraca; Daphniidae. Bases 71 to 397 code for a protein of 108 amino acids.
CAUCACUCGCCAACAGGUUCGAUAAAGACUGACUCCUAUUAAAACUGUAAAAGAAAAAGGCAACCCGAUCAUGAAGCGUGUUCAGCUGUUCAAGUUGAUGAUACUAGUGAGUUUCUUAACUGUCUGUGCAUUGGCGAAGACUACUGACGAUGAAACGAAUGCAUACUCCAUCUAUCCAGAUGUAUCGUAUUCAUCGCCCAACAUUGAUGGAUUGAAAACCAAUUUUGAUUUAACCGAACUGACUCGGCACGCUAGACAUCGGCCAUUUCUCGCUGGAGCAGCUGUUGGAGCGGUUGUGGCUAAUAACAGGCAUCCAACUUACUAUGCGCCGAGUUACUAUUAUCCACCUACUUAUUACCCUUCAUCCUACAACAACGACUGUAACUGCAACGGCUAACAUGAAGUUAUAAGAAUAUUAUCGUACAGAGUUUCGCAAAUGUGACUGAACUGACCUUUUUACAAA